GGCGGGGCGGUCGGGGGCGGUCGGGAGCGGGAGGGGCGGCCGGGCCGCGCGGCUGCGCCCGGAGGCCUCCUCGGUGGCGCUGGGAGCUGUCCGGGAGGCGCGCCCGCCCCGCCCCGCCGGACGCGCCGCUCCGAGAGCGCUUUCCACCCCCCGAGGGCGUUCGCGAACAAAACCCCGGCUCUUGCUUCCGGAGUCGCUUUUCUGGGACCCCGCUGCAGCCCUGCGCGCUCGGUUAUCCGACGGAAACGGCCCUCUUCUCCAGCCCUCGCCGGCAGAGCUAAGCAGGACCGAUUGUUGAGACCAAGCCCAAGGUUUGAAGUGUGGUCCUGUAAGAACCAGAAACCUAAAGGCACCGGGUCUGCCGCUAAAGUCCUGCCAUUUCUGGAAUCUGUGUAAUGACCAAGGUGGUAGGCAUGGCCACAGUUCUGGGCCCCAGGCCACCUCAGGAGCCGAUGGGACCUUCUGCCAUUAAAGUUGAAGAGGAUGAAGAGAAAGACAAGUGUCGCCCUAGCCUUGAGCUAUCCCGUCAGCGCUUCCGGCAGUUUGGAUACCAUGACACUCCUGGGCCCCGAGAGGCACUGAGCCAGCUGCGGGUGCUCUGCUGUGAGUGGCUGCAGCCGGAGAUCCACACCAAGGAGCAGAUUCUAGAGCUGCUGGUUCUGGAGCAGUUCCUGACCAUCCUGCCCCGAGAGCUGCAGGCCUGGGUGCAGCAGCAGUGCCCCGAGAGCGCAGAGGAAGCCGUGGCUCUCCUGGAAGACCUGGAGCAAGAACUGGACGAGCCAGGACUGCAGGUCUCAUCUCCUACUGAGCAGGAGCAGGCUUGGGAGAAAACGCCAACUUCGGGAAGUGCGGUGGAGUCCUUGAGCAGUGCCCAGGCCCAGCCUGUGGAUGCCAGCCCCAAGUAUGAGUUUUGGGGGCCCCUGUACAUCCAAGAGACUGGUGAGGAGAAGGUUUUCACUCACAAUGCAAGAAAGCGCCAAGGGUUUAAAUCGAAUCCCCAGAAGGAGGACUCGGCAGAUGAGCAGAGGAAUUCUGAAGAAGAAGCUCACGCAGACGGACUCAAAGAGGAUGUCAUCCCCGUGAUAUCUGCCAAUAAGUACGGGCCGAGGUCAGAGAGGCAGUGGGCCAGCAAUCUGGGACGGGAGAGGGGAGCAAAAGCCUCUCUUGAUGCCCCAGGUUUCAGGAAAGGGGCAGAACCAGCGUCUGCUAAGCCUGCCCCAGGGGAGAAGCGCUACAUAUGUGCAGAGUGUGGGAAGGCGUUUAGCAAUAGCUCAAACCUCACUAAACACCGGAGAACACACACUGGGGAGAAGCCCUAUGUGUGCACAAAGUGUGGGAAGGCUUUCAGCCACAGCUCCAACCUUACCCUUCAUUACCGGACACACCUGGUGGACCGGCCCUAUGACUGCAAGUGUGGGAAAGCCUUCGGGCAGAGCUCAGACCUCCUCAAACAUCAAAGGAUGCACACCGAGGAGGCGCCCUACCAGUGUAAAGACUGUGGGAAAGCCUUCAGUGGGAAGGGCAGCCUCAUCCGACACUACCGCAUCCACACAGGGGAGAAGCCCUAUCAGUGCAACGAGUGUGGCAAGAGUUUUAGUCAGCACGCAGGUCUCAGUUCCCAUCAGCGCCUGCACACAGGGGAGAAGCCCUAUAAGUGUAAGGAGUGUGGCAAGGCCUUCAACCACAGCUCAAAUUUUAACAAGCAUCACAGAAUCCAUACUGGUGAAAAGCCCUAUUGGUGUAACCAGUGUGGAAAAUCCUUCUGUAGCAAGUCAAAUCUUUCCAAACAUCAGAAGGUCCACACUGGAGAGGGAGAGGUUCUGUAGGUGUCGGUUCUCCUCUGUUGUUGCUGUUGUAAACGUUAGAACGUGAGUGUAGGAAGAAGCUCUGUGAUGCAGUGACGUGUGGUGGUAGGUUUUGCUGUAGUCAUCGGGUGCCAUGGAGGGAGAGCUGUGCCGUGAGCGGGCGAAAGGAGGACUGCAGAGCAGCAGGGGCCUGCUCGCUGCCCGCCUCGACCAGCAGGGUCCUCCUUGCUCCAGGCCCCAGUGGACUGUGCUCACAUUGCCUUCUGCAUAGUUAAGCUGAUGUGUGUCCAGUAUAGUUAAGGAAGAAACAUUAAAAUUGCUUAAGUGUUUUAACAUGUAUCCCACACUUGUAGUCUGUGAAGAAUUGAGCCGCCUUUAACAGUCUGUUUGAGAAUAAAUGUAUAGCAUCAUGUAA
Meriones unguiculatus (Mongolian gerbil) is the source of this 2220-nucleotide messenger RNA. It is a transcript of the gene Zscan21, whose product is annotated as zinc finger and SCAN domain containing 21. The transcript is spliced from 4 exons. Gene Ontology annotation, biological process: regulation of transcription by RNA polymerase II. Gene Ontology annotation, molecular function: DNA-binding transcription factor activity; RNA polymerase II cis-regulatory region sequence-specific DNA binding. The record is from RefSeq and is a predicted model, not a curated record. Lineage: Eukaryota; Metazoa; Chordata; Mammalia; Rodentia; Muridae. The coding region runs from base 396 to 1826 and encodes 476 amino acids.